Trichomycterus rosablanca is the source of this 2590-nucleotide messenger RNA. It is a transcript of the gene alg1, whose product is annotated as ALG1 chitobiosyldiphosphodolichol beta-mannosyltransferase. The transcript has 13 exons. Gene Ontology annotation, cellular component: endoplasmic reticulum. Bases 1 to 1467 code for a protein of 488 amino acids. Gene Ontology annotation, molecular function: mannosyltransferase activity. The record is from RefSeq and is a predicted model, not a curated record. NCBI's taxonomy places the organism in Eukaryota, Metazoa, Chordata, Actinopteri, Siluriformes, Trichomycteridae.
AUGGCGGAUGCUAAUGUGGCGGUGCUGCUGGUGACCGUGUGUUUGGUACUGGUCGGACUGGUGGCAGGACUGAGUUUACAGUGGGCUCUGCUGCCGGUCGGCGUGGUCCUGUUCAUCUUUAUACUGGCGCGCGGACUCAAAGCGCGCGACCCGUUCGCUCACCUGAACGUGUGUGUGCUCGUGCUGGGUGAUCUGGGCCGCAGUCCGCGCAUGCAGUAUCACGCGCUGUCUCUCAGCAAGCAUGGAUAUAAUGUCACUCUCAUCGGCUUCCUCGGUACUAAACCACAUCAAGACCUUCUUGAGGAUGACCGAAUCGACAUUGUUUCCAUUUCAGAACGCAAAGGGCUAAAAGUUGGCCCUAAUGUUGUUAGAUAUGUCACCAAGGUAAUAUCGCAGUGUCUGCAGCUCUUUUACAUCUUAAUGAAGCUGGAGGAUCAGGCUUAUAUACUUCUACAGAAUCCUCCUGGGCUGCCGAGUAUUGCAGUAACGUGGUUGGUGAGUCGAAUCACGGGAGCUCAGUUCAUCAUCGACUGGCACAAUUAUGGAUACUCCAUCAUGGCUUUAACUCAUGGGGAGAAACAUGUGUUGGUGAAGCUGGCAAAAUGGUAUGAGAAAUUCUUCGGCAAAUUCUCUGACCACAAUCUGUGUGUCACGAAUGCAAUGAGACAUGAUCUUCAGAAGAACUGGAACAUAAAGGCAACGACUUUAUACGACAAACCACCUUCAAUAUUUCGAGAAACACCUUUAAAGCUUCGACAUGACCUGUUUAUUCAUAUGGCCAGUGCUUACCCACCAUUCCGAGCUUGUUCUGGAAUGAGCAAGGAAAACGUUGAGCUGUCUGCAUUUACUGAACGGAAUUCUAAAACAGGAGAGGUGGUGCUAGCCCCUGGACGACCUGCACUUCUUAUCAGCAGCACAAGCUGGACUGAGGAUGAGGACUUCUCGGUUCUUUUAAAGGCACUGGAAGAUUAUGAAAGAUUUGUGGAAGCAGGGGAGCGUCUUCCAUCACUAGUCUGUGUCAUCACAGGCAAAGGCCCUCAAAAGGAAUAUUAUCAGAAGAUGAUCAAUUCCAAGGAGUUAAAACAUGUGAAGAUUUGUACUCCAUGGCUGGAAGCUGAGGAUUAUCCAGUUCUGCUUGGUUCGGCUGAUCUUGGCGUCUGCUUACACAAGUCUUCAAGUGGUCUUGACCUUCCAAUGAAGGUGGUGGACAUGUUUGGUUGUUGUCUGCCCGUCUGUGCCAUACACUUUCAGUGCUUGGACGAGCUGGUGAAACACGAGGAGAAUGGCCUGAUCUUCAAAGACUCAUCUGAGCUGUCUGAGCAACUAAAGAUACUGUUUUCAGAAUUCCCCAACGACGGGGGUAAACUGAGCCUCUUCCGAAGAAACCUCCGUGAAAGCGGGCAGCAACGGUGGGAUGAGAACUGGGACCAAAAUGUUCUGCCUCUGUUUAAGGAACACUGUGACUGAACAGUAGCUAAAUUGAUACCAACAACAAUAAGGUCAGGUCACAUUAAUCGUACAGGGUAACAAACAUUUUAGGUCAUCAGCAUUCCAGCAAUUCCAUUGGACAAAACUUGAACAUGAGAAUAAGAAGCACACUACGUGUAAAUACAAUGUACAUGAGCACUUUAUUCCAAAAAAAACAAAACAUUUUGCCAUAUCAAUGUACCUUGAUUAUUUCUAUGGACGAUGUUCUAUCGUACGGGAAGACUUGCAUGAUGGGAUUCGUAAUGAUGACAUGUUUUAAACCAGCCUUUUCUGUACACAACAAUAUGUUACUUUUUUAUUCAUCAGGAAUGCCUGUUCUGACGUUGCAUUAUGCAUUUUAAUGUUAUUAUUACAAACAUGGAUAUUUAACUCACCCAGUUCAUUCUUAAAGUAGCUGUAUGUCUCAGGGUUGCGCACGGUUGAAGAAAUGUAAACUUCAGGACUCUUCUGCUGGGUUCUACAGUUCAAAAGUUUGUCCAGAAGACUUACCAGACAGCCAAUUAUAUCAGGAUCAUAAACCACAUCUGUAAUGAUGAUAAAUAAUGAACUAGUGUUUUAUUUAGCUCAUUAAAAAAACAAAGAUGGAACAUUUAAUUAAUGAUAAAAAUACAAUUAUCAGUAAAUAAAGUUGCCCGUUAUUUCAAAAUUAGUUGCAAACAUGAUCAAUAUAAUGAACUAUUAUGAAACAAGCAAUCACGAUCGACCACUCACCUGCUGCUACGAUGAUAUCGGCCUCAAUUCUUUGCAGUUCUUCUUUCUUCACGUUUUUCCAGUCCAGUUCUUCCACACACACCGAUACUCCUGUAUCAUCCUGCUCGGUCAAACCAUUGUGCUUGAUGUUAUUAUUAAGUCUCUGUAGCACGCUUUGAUGACAGUCACUGAAAAUGUAUUUCAUGGGUUUGCAAGCUGAACAGAUUGCUAUACCAGUGAGUCCUGCUCCACUGCCCAGCUCCAGCACAGUCCUGUGGGCACAGCAGAGAAAAGAGUUCAGCGUACGGAGUGAUCGAUGGGAACAGUACCAUUUUUGCCUGCAUUGUAUAGAACAAUUCAGAAAAUAAUUAGGAAUAACUAAAUAACUGCAAUAAAUAUGAUUUUGUAAUUA